Messenger RNA from Conger conger (European conger), 2768 nucleotides. RefSeq names its product DNA-damage-inducible transcript 3 (gene ddit3). Gene Ontology annotation, molecular function: protein heterodimerization activity; DNA-binding transcription activator activity, RNA polymerase II-specific; transcription factor binding. NCBI's taxonomy places the organism in Eukaryota, Metazoa, Chordata, Actinopteri, Anguilliformes, Congridae. The record is from RefSeq and is a predicted model, not a curated record. Gene Ontology annotation, biological process: positive regulation of intrinsic apoptotic signaling pathway; intrinsic apoptotic signaling pathway in response to endoplasmic reticulum stress; negative regulation of transcription by RNA polymerase II. Gene Ontology annotation, cellular component: CHOP-ATF4 complex; CHOP-C/EBP complex; cytoplasm. The transcript has 5 exons. Bases 344 to 1192 code for a protein of 282 amino acids.
CUUAUACUGAACAAUGGUUAACAUGAGCUAUCACCAAUCUCAACAAAAAUAUAUUCACACUCCAACCCCUAGACAAACAAGAAAGCGAAAUAAUAAAAGAAAAAGGAGCGUGGCUGAUUUUGACGAGGGCUGUAGACAGUGGAGGGGGCGCUCUAGGACACUUUAUUCAUCUUUGUUUACACGAAAACCAAUGACCUCAAUUUCGCUGCCCCGCACAAUACAAAAUUUGUUGGGGAAAACUAUCACCGACAACACACCGCCAGACUUGAUUAACAGGUGAUUUGAGAAGGUCCAGAGUGUUCCAGUGUGGAACCAGACCUGCGCGCUGUGAGUGUGUGGAGACAUGACUGCGGAGUGGCUGCACCUGCCCCCCCCAUACCCCCCCGGCGUGGGGCCGCUGUGCGGGGCCGAGCUGGAGGCCUGGUACGAGGACCUGCAGGACAUCCUGGGCUCCGACGGAGGAGGGGUGAAGGCCCGCGCCCCGCCCUGCCCUGAGAAGGAGCCAGAGUUCCUGGACGUGCUGGAGAGCUGCUCUCUGACCUGGCUGACGGACGGGCAGGCCUGGGGGGGCGAGGGGGGGGUCCAGCGUGUGGUGGAGGCGGGGCCUCCCCCUCAGGGCCCCGCCCCUGUCCCAAGCACCGCCCCCAGAGAGGAGAGGGAAGAGGGGGGCGUGGCCCCAACCUCAGGGGGCGGCGACCUGCUGCCUCCAGAGUUCUUUGAGCUUCUGAGUGAGGGCGGGGCGGGGCUGAUGGAGGGGGGGGCGGGGGUGGAGUACCGCUCCCAGCAUCGCCCCCCGUCGCCCACGCCCAGCGAGGACGAGCCUCCGUCUGUCCCAGACUCCUCGUCCUGCUCCCCCUGCUCCUCCUCCGCCUCCCCCUCCCCCCCACUGCCCUCCUCGCCCCCCUCUCCCCCCUCCCCGCCCCCCUCCCUGUCCUACAGGCUGGGCAAGCGUCGGAGGGGGGGGGACCGGGCGGGCGGGCGUGCCCCCUCGCCCCCGGCCGGCCUGGCCCCCCCGCUCGGCCCCUCCCAGGCCAAGAAGAGCAGGAAAGAGAGGGAGCAGGAGAACGAGAGGAGGGUUCAGGAGCUGACGGAGCAGAACGAGCGGCUCAAGGCCCAGAUCGAGCGGCUGGCCGAGGAGGUGCAGAGGACCCGGCGCUCGCUCAUCGAGAGGCUGGUCAACACCCGCAAGUGAGGGGGGGCGGGGGGCGGGCGGGGGCCACAGAGACACAGAGAACAGAAUAACUAUCAGCAGAGAAGUAGUGAACUGCAGGCAUUCUUCAGGGCGAGCUCAGAGCAGAACAAGGGGGCAUUAAUGGAAACUGGUCACUGCGUGCUUGCCAGGACAUGUACUGGAGGCACUAGGGGUUUGCAAGACCAGGCUUGAGAUGGUGCCAGAUACUAUUUAGCUUUCAGGCAAACUAAGCAGGAGGUACACUUUAUUGGAUGGAAAAGGCGAGCAUUGCUGGGCUGAAUGGCCGGUUCUCGUCAGUAUGGUAUGUUAAGACGGCCGGUUUUGGGGUGUUGGUUCCAUUUUGGCUCAGGAAUUUAGAUCGUUAUGGGCGAUUUUCAGUCUGGCAUGAACCCAAACCCUGGGAUGGAUGGAGCAAAGGAACGUCUCGGGCCACAGGGAAGGAUGAGUAAAGGAGUACAGAAAGGAAGUGAAAGUGGGCAGAUUUGGAGUGAUAGUCAAAGGUUUACUGGAAAACGGCAGUAAAGGAACGGAACAGAACGGAAGUAUAAUGCAGAGAGCUUUCAUGAGCAGAACGGAAGUAUAAUGCAGAGAGCUUUCAUGAGCAGAAUGGAAGUAUAAUGCAGAGAGCUUUCAUGAGCAGAACGGAAGUAUAAUGCAGAGAGCUUUCAUGAGCAGAACGGAAGUAUAAUGCAGAGAGCCUUAAUGAGCAGGAAUCUGACAGAAGCUUAUCUGAGGGCGAAUGGCGUGUUGUAAGGAAGGGCGGUCUUUUUGCGGGUAAGGAGAUUGUGUUCAAGCCCUCUGUUUCUACUGAGCUGAAAGUGAGAGCCGCAUUCACAGCUAAUUUCAGGGUAGCUCUGUAGCCAUGUAGCUCUGGAAGGAAAGACAGAUGUGUAAAAGUGUGGGGUUUUUUUUACAGGAAGCAGGAAAGGAGGGAGAGGGAGAGAGGUGAAUUAGAAAUCUGUGGCACCGCACUGCCAAACCCAUCCCUUCCCCCCCCCAAGAAAACACAACCUGAUCUCAUCAAACCUAAUAAAAUCUUAGGGACUUUCCUACAUGGUUAUUUUUUUGAAGUAGAGUUUUCCCCUUAGACAGUGUGAGAGCUCUGGACCUGUGUGUGAGAUGGAGCUGAGCCUCAGCUCGGUGUGUGUGUGUGUGUGUGCACGAUGCAGUGACCGAAAGCGCCUGUGUAAACGCCCUGGUCAUGACCUGGGUAUUUAUAUGCAAAGACCUGAACCGAUGGGGCUAGGCGUGCUUUCGCCAACACUAUUUUUCUGUACCGUAGAAUUAAAGCGGCAGUAGUCUUGUACAAUAAACAAAACACCGCUACUUUGCUCUCUCCCUAUUUUUAUAUCAAGUUUGUAAUAUAUACGGUUAUAUACUAUACUAUACUGUAACAGAUUUUGUAACUCAAUUUUCAAAUAUGUACUUUUUAAUGUAAGAACCUAACCUGCAUGCCUGUUCACUGUAAUGGUUACUUCUUUUGAAGAAUAUUACUCAUGAAAUGAUAGUCUUUAGCACUGCAUUUACUCUUGUACUGUAUCUUUGAUUUCACUAUUAAAGUUUAAAUUUAACCCUU